Messenger RNA from Symbiodinium natans, 2028 nucleotides. NCBI's taxonomy places the organism in Eukaryota, Dinophyceae, Suessiales, Symbiodiniaceae. The record is from the annotation of a GenBank genome assembly.
AUGUUUGUGAUUUGGAGAGCGGCCAUUGUCGGCCUGUUGGUUGGGACAUAUUCAUGUCUUGGUGAACCUGAGUGCGAAGCAGCAGAUGAGAUGGCGCAUCUUCAAUACCAGAAAACCCAAGAUGUUCAGGGGCCCUUCUGUCCUCUGAGUGUCCUGAACUCUGGGGAUUGUAUUGGAGACGGCGCAUGCCUGCGCUGUGAGCCUUCAGCAGACGGGAUGAAGAUCCCGACGAACGACAGCAACGGCUUUCCCAGCGGGUUUCUCUACUGUUUCAACGACCCGCCCCCGAUCAACGAGGCUGCAACCUGCACCAUCGAACGGAACAACAUCAAUUCCUACUCUUUCCAGAAUCCGAAUAAUUACUUAAACUGUACGGGACCCUCCGCCUGCUUCGGCUUCCGACUCAGAGACUUCUCGGCUUUGUGUUGCGAUGGGAACCAAGCGUGCCGGAACGAUGACCGCCUUGUUUUACCCAACGAGUUCCGCCUCGUCAAGGGGAAUCCGAACUGUGACCAGGACGUUUGUUGCCGAGGCAUCAGAUCCUGCAGUAAUGGAGCCAUCAUCUCCGGAGCCCGCUCAGCAGCUUGUCGCAGUUUCAAUGCCUGCGAAGAGGCCAACAUGUUUCUCUCCAAGGACUUGUUCUGUUCCCGCCCCGUCGCAUGUCGGCGAGGCAACUUCAGCUUUUCCGGAGGUGGGUCUCACUGCGUCCAAUGCCUCGAUGCCGGUAGUCCCAUAGAACCCUUCGCACAGCCCUGCGAAGAGAGCCAGAUGUCCUUCAAUGCUGGCAACGCAGAGCUGCAAUGUGCUCGAAACACUUGCAACAACUCGGUGAUUUCAUUGACUGGAUCAGCAUGUGUCCACAUCCGGUGCGAAGACAGUAUUAGUUGUGGCAGCAUGGCCGUCAAUGAUGACGAUUCAAGUAGCAACUCCUGCUUCUGCAGUGGUCCUGGAUGCAGCAAUUUGGUGGGGACCUUGACUUGCAACGAACCGUCGACGGCGUCCCCAUGUGGCGAGAACAUCUGCAAGAGCGAUGGAACUCCAUCGGCUUUCUGCGACCGAGGCUUGGCCGAUCCGCCUGAUUGCUCCUCGUGCGCCACGGGGGGUGGCAUGCAUGGCGAUCCACACAUCUCCACUUUGGAUGGACGCAGUUAUACGGUGCGAGCUCAAGGGAACUUUCUACUCUGGGGCUUUUCCGGUUUGGAUGCCGAAAUUCAGUCAGAGAAGGGCCUCAUGAAAAAAGUUCCACUGGAUUUCCGAAUCUAUGCCAACUACGCAGGCCAAAAGUCUUGGGCAAAGGGAAUUCUCUUGGUUGACCACUCCGGAGUCACAGAGCCGCGCAAGGCUUUGGAGUUCACGUCCCAGGACUGCGCCUGGAAGACCAAAACGGGGCUUGACAGCUGGCAAACUUUGAAAUUGAAGAAGGAUGAUGCCGGCUUCCUCCAGAAUCUAGUGGAUGCUGACGGUGCCAUCUUUGGUGCUUUCAAGGUGACGAAGUCUGCGAAAGGAGCUCCAGGCGCCUUCCUGCACAGCGUGCAGCUGUUUAUGGGCACACAAAGCGGAUUGACAGAAAUUGCGCAGCUAUGGGUAACAUGCAGGGCAGGUACUCGCCUCGCAGCCAAGCUGAAAAUGUCCAGUGUGGUGCAGAAUCGCUUUGUCACGGGAGAACUUGCUCUUAGCGGCCACUCUUCUCUCGUGACAGGUUCCACGAAACGCAGAGGAGUGAGCCUCGCGACGUCAGACAUGGAGUUUGCAGAGCACUCAGGCUGGAGGAAUCUGGGUGGGAGUGAGACAGCCGCAACCUACUUGGCAUCGAUGCAAGAAGUUGCGCACCUGAGUUUGCUAGCUGUGAAUCGCUGCGCCGCCGAAGAGAGAACCGAAGCUGUGAAGAUGUGCCAAAAACACUUAGCCAAAUCAGGAAAUACCGCAGCACAAGAGAAUUUCUUAGCUGACUGUGCCUUCGACAUUUGUGGCGAUGGCGGCGAAGCUGCCGCCCAGCUUGCAGCAGAUCUGCUCAACUUUGGAGAGUGA